CGACCGAGAACGCCAAGAUGAGGAUUCUGGACCUCCUGGUGUUUCUGCCAUGCCUGCUGACGGCAGAAAUCUCCUUCAAUUUGACUACACAUCAGGCACCUUUGUUUUGGCAUGAAGCGACAAGAAAGCCGACCCCAUUACUGAUAGCCAAACUUCUGGCAACCACCCAGUCAUCUGAGCAAGAGCGACAUACACUAAAAGGAAUACAUCUGACAGCGGUGACUAUUGAGGAGGAGCCAUAUGUUAUGGUCAACAAGCUGGGCGACCGGGCAAAGUUUACAGGUUUUGUCAUCGACAUCAUCACAGCACUGUCGGCAGAACUCGGCUUCACAUUCGACCUGUACCUGGUCCCCGAUGGAACAUAUGGAUCACUGAAUGCCAACAAAACAUGGGGAGGACUCAUCGGUGAAGUCAUGAGAAAGAAAGCUGAUGUGGCAGUUGCACCAGUAACAAUCAGCUCAGCUAGGGAACAAGUCGUCGACUUCACCAACCCUUUUAUGGACCUGGGGGCGGGGCUUCUCAUCCGGAAGCCAGAACCAAAGGGAACAUCUCUGUUCGCCUUUCUCCUGCCGUUCAACAGUAGGGUGUGGUUUUCUAUUCUGGGAGCACUGAUCGGGACCGCCAUUCUGCUGUACAUCACAAGUAGGAUUAGAUACAAGUGUAACGUGGGCGACCCUAACUAUGACAACGAUGUAAAGUUCAACAUGAAGAACAGCUUGUGGUUGACAUACUGGUCAAUAGUCAGAAAAGGAGGAGAGCCUGCCCCCCGCUCCCUCCCCUCCCGUAUCCUGGCCGGUGCCUGGUGGUUCUUCACCCUGAUCGUCAUCUCCACCUACACGGCCAACCUCACGGCCUUCCUCACCGUCAAACGGCUUGUAACGCCCAUCAAGUCCAUUGACGACCUGUCAAGCCAAACCAACAUCCGGUACAGCGCCACGUAUGGUACCUUCUUGUAUGACUUCUUCAAGGGGCAAGUAGGUACUGGGUCGAUUUACGAGCGAAUGUGGUACAACAUGAAAAUGGAAAACCACAAACACGUCAGCAAGUUCCCCAACAGCAGCAAGCAGGGCCUGGAAUGGGUUCGCCAGGGAGGGUAUGUUCUUAUUGAGGAGACGCCUUUUCUUGAGUACGCUGUAAGAACUGACGAUAACUGCGAUUUGAUGUUGCUGGGAAAGCCAUUCCUGUUCAAAGGAUAUGGAUUUGCAACGAGAAGAUUGAGCUGGCUGAAGAAACCGUUAUCCGUCGGAAUUCUGAAGCUCCAAGAAACUGGAAAGAUGGAUGAGUUACGAAACAGAUGGUGGCCCAAAGAUGGCUGCCCGCUGGAUGGAGAAGUAGCUGAUGUGAACACAGCUUCUGCGUUGGGGAUAGACAUAUUUCUGGGAGUGUUUUACGUCCUUGGAGGCGCUGCCGGGCUGGCAGUUCUGGUGACUCUAGUUCAGAUUAUCUUCGUAAAGCUCUGCAAGUCCAAGCCUGAGACCAACGACUGGUACAAACCUGGCAACUGCAAGUGA
Messenger RNA from Branchiostoma belcheri (Belcher's lancelet), 1511 nucleotides. Its product is annotated as glutamate receptor 4-like. The record is from RefSeq and is a predicted model, not a curated record. Gene Ontology annotation, biological process: monoatomic ion transport; modulation of chemical synaptic transmission; synaptic transmission, glutamatergic. Gene Ontology annotation, molecular function: glutamate-gated receptor activity; transmitter-gated monoatomic ion channel activity involved in regulation of postsynaptic membrane potential. The transcript has 10 exons. The coding region runs from base 18 to 1511 and encodes 497 amino acids. Gene Ontology annotation, cellular component: postsynaptic membrane; plasma membrane. Lineage: Eukaryota; Metazoa; Chordata; Leptocardii; Amphioxiformes; Branchiostomatidae.